UUGUAACAUCGUGGUAUUGAUUGAGGGAAACUUUAAUAUUCAUGAACCAAGCGUGAACUGUAAUGUGAUUGGUCAUUUGAAUUUCCGCUCCUUUUAAUCGCUUCGGCAUCGCGCGCUGCUCGGAGCGGCUGUCAAAGGAUGUUUUUACGUCCAUUCAGUGCGGAAACGCCUCAAUUUACAGCACUUUAAACAAACGGAAAACGACGCCAUCAACCCGCAGGUUUAAUGGCUGCAGAAGUGAAGGAGUGUCCUGAAUUCUCCUGGCAGAACUCACAGGAGCUGGAAUCAUUUCUGAGCGAUCUCAAGAUCUGCUUUGUGAUGAGAUUAGAGCAACAGUUUGUUUGUCCAUCCUGCAGUGGGCUAGUGUUAAACCCUCACCAGACGGGCUGUGGACACAUCUUCUGUGCCCAGUGUAUCAGGACAUAUGUGGAAAAUGGAGAAGUUUCAAAAUGUCCUUUAGACAACAUUUCUAUAAAAUCUGAGGAGAUCUUUCAAGACAACUGCUGUAAAAGAGAACUUCGGAACUUAGAGGUUUACUGCACCAACGCCCCAGACUGCACACAGAGGAUACCUUUAUGUAAUCUGCAGGAUCAUCUGAAAGCUUGUCCCUACGAGCAUCUUAAAUGUUCAAACUCAGGUUGCACUGAUGUCCUGUUACGUAAAAACCUGUUGGAACAUCAGAGGAACGUCUGUUCCCUCCGGCUGGAGCCCUGCGAACACUGCGGGCAGUCGUAUCCUGUAUCCAAGCUUUUGGACCAUCAGAAGACCUCAUGCCCAGAAGUUGAGGUCCAGUGUUCCAACAAGUGUCCACAGAUGAUCAAAAGACACAAGCUGCAGGCGCAUGCAGACGAGUGUCCUGAAGUGGAGACAGAUUGUGUCUAUAAAAGCUAUGGCUGUACAGUCAGAGGCAAAAGAGAGAAAGUGCACGCUCAUGAAAACACUGAGUUCAGCUCACACGUUCGGCUUGUGCUGGCAAAUAACUGCAAACUUGAGAAACAGAUGGAGCAGUUGCAGCAGGACAUGCUGGUCCAACAAGGGACAUUAAAGGACCAUAGUCUGGUGCUCGGUAGUCUGGACAGGAAUAUCAGCUUGUGUGACAGCACACUGACUACCUUACAGAGGUCUGUGGAAGAGCAGAGUUUGCGCAUCUGCAGCAUGCAGCAUGAACUUGAAGAUCUGCGGGGUGUUCUGGGGUCCGAACUGCAUGACGAGCUCCCAUCUCUCCGAGCAUCACUGGACUCCCUCAGACAGCAGGUGGCUGUCACAGAAAGCCUCAGGGAACACCUUGGUGUAUUGGAGCAGACAUGUCAACGUCACACCCAUUUGUUAGACAUCCACCUGGAACAGCUACAGUUUAAUGAGCAGCGGUUUCACCAGCUUGAAUCCACCACCUUCGAUGGCAAACUCAUUUGGAAAGUCCGUGACUACUGGCGGUGGAAAGAAGCCGGCACCCCCGUCAACUCGAUGCCCUUUUACACCAGCCGUAGCGGCUACAAGCUCAGUAUCCGGGCAUACCUUGGAGGAGACAGCUCGGGGAGAGGCACCUAUCUGUCGCUCUAUGUCAUGAUAAUGCGUGGAGACUUCGACUCCCUUUUACCGUGGCCGUUCUGCCAAAACAUCACUUUAACAUUACUAGACCAAAGCGGUUCAAGAAACCACGCGAGCAGUACAUUUACGCCUGAUGCCAUAAGCGACAGCUUUUGCCGUCCGACAUCUGAUAGCAAUGUGGCUACAGGGUUCCCACGAUUCAUCUCCCACAGUGAUCUUGAAAUCCCCCGUAAUGCUGUUUAUGUGAGAGAUGACACACUGUUCAUCAAAGCCAAGGUGGACACAACAGGAUUAGAGGACCUGUAGUUAUAAAAAUAAACACUGAUUUUUGAUGCUGAUUUAAAAAAAAUGCAUGAACACUGAAAACUGCUUGAAUUUCAGGAACUAAUGUUUCAUUUUUAAACUUCACUGUAGUGUCACAGUAUAGCUGGAUGAUGAAAACUGCAUCAACACCGCCAAAAUUCUGUACGUGUGAACAGAGUCAAAAUUUCAUCACUUCAGUCUUAUUUGAUGUAAUAGCAUUUUGCUUUCAAUAACCACAAUAAUUCUUAACUUUGAAUAAUAAUAAAAUGCACAUUUGUCUGUCUUUCUGAUGCGCUAGUAAGUUACAUGAAUGUAAGGUGCAAACAAAUAGAGAUAGAUUUGUAUGUGUAUGUAUUUGAUUUUUUGUUCACUUUUCUCUGUUAUCUUUAUUUAUUCUGUUUGUUUAACAUGUUUUUUAUGCAAUGCAACUUGUGAAAAGUGCUAUAAAAAUAAA
Molecule: messenger RNA, 2305 nt
Organism: Triplophysa rosa
Lineage: Eukaryota; Metazoa; Chordata; Actinopteri; Cypriniformes; Nemacheilidae
Gene: traf5
Product: Tnf receptor-associated factor 5
Exons: 11
Coding region: 226-1854 (542 amino acids)
Biological process (GO): protein K63-linked ubiquitination; regulation of apoptotic process; positive regulation of JNK cascade
Cellular component (GO): plasma membrane signaling receptor complex
Molecular function (GO): zinc ion binding; thioesterase binding
Source: RefSeq, a predicted model, not a curated record